Molecule: messenger RNA, 465 nt
Organism: Brenthis ino (lesser marbled fritillary)
Lineage: Eukaryota; Metazoa; Arthropoda; Insecta; Lepidoptera; Nymphalidae
Source: the annotation of a GenBank genome assembly
AUGUGGAUUCCUUCGAAAUCUCCAAAAUUAGCCGUCGCCGUUUAUAACUGGAAAGGAGAUGUUCGAUCAGGAUUACCACUUGAGAUUGGAGAAACAGUUCAAAUUUUAGAAGAAUAUGGAGGAUGGUUUCGUGGAUUCAGUACAAAUAACAGAUCUGCAUGGGGCAUAUUCCCAGCAUGUGUGGUAUCAAUUCGACCAUGUACUGUGAAAGGUACAGGUGUAUCGGCUAUUGCAGAAUUGAAAGAUGAUCCACUAGUGCGAGAAAUUGCAUGCGUCUUAAGGGAAUGGGCUCGGUUGUGGAAGAAACUUUAUGUGGAGCAUGAAGAAUAUAGAUUUGCUGCAGUAGCGAAGGUGAUGCGCGAACUUCUAAGCGGUCGACGCGCACUAUUAGCUGGUACUUUAACUCAGGAUCAAACAAGAGCGCUGAGAUUGAAACUCGUAGCGAGAUUAGAUUGGGGUAACAGG